Messenger RNA from Debaryomyces fabryi, 2517 nucleotides. It is a transcript of the gene NUP82, whose product is annotated as linker nucleoporin. Gene Ontology annotation, cellular component: nuclear pore. NCBI's taxonomy places the organism in Eukaryota, Fungi, Ascomycota, Pichiomycetes, Serinales, Debaryomycetaceae. The record is from RefSeq and is a predicted model, not a curated record. The transcript has a single exon. Gene Ontology annotation, molecular function: structural constituent of nuclear pore. Bases 1 to 2517 code for a protein of 838 amino acids. Gene Ontology annotation, biological process: protein import into nucleus; ribosomal large subunit export from nucleus; mRNA export from nucleus.
AUGGUGGGUACAGAUGAAGCUGAAAAGUUUAUAUCAGGAAUCACCCAACAGCAGAUUUUUCACACAUUUCUUGAGUCACUAUCUGUUGACGGUGAAUCAAAACUUGUCUCACAGAAUAAAUUGGUCUGCAGAAACAAUUUAGAUUUGUUUUUUGCUAAUGAAAACCUAGUAAGAUGUUGUACUAUUAAUCCUGAGUAUACGAAUUUUAGAUUAUUGGACAAUAAAUAUGAUGAUUUUAAAAUAAGGUCGUUAGAGAUGAACUCUCUGGGAUCAUUGAUGGCUAUUAUUGGUGAUACUGAAUUGGUUGUUGUCAGCUUGCCAACGUCUUUAACCUCCAGUAACUCUUCGUUAUUGCAAGUGAAGUCGUAUAAAAUUCACGGUAUUGAGGGUCAAAUAAAGAAAGUGGUCUGGCAAUCAAUUGUUGCUAAUGAUUGUUGUUUUGUCGUAUUGAAUGAUAAAUCUCAAAUCAAGUCCUAUGAUUUAUCGCUUUCCUCUCACGAGCCACAAUUGUCAAUUGAUUUAAACAAGGAGAAUGCAUUUAAAGGAGAGACUGCUCUGUCAAUUUCGUUUGGCUCUGAAGCUAAUUUAUCUGGCUCAUUAACGUUGUACGUAGCUGCCUCGUCUUCAAAUGUAUUUGCAAUUUAUCCUUUCAUUCAUAAACAAGGAAGCAUAGCCACAACCAAAACUAAUGUUCAGGAUUUACUAGAUGAAUCUGCAUCAUUGAUUACAGCAAUUCAAGGGAAGUUUCCAUCAACUGAUUUGGUUCAAUCAAGUAACCAAAAUGGAUUGAACCAUACAUCUAUGCAACAAUAUGCUUACAUAUCAUCGUUGUCUAAACAAUUUGAAACCUCUCUUACCCCAAGGAAAGAAUAUAGGCACUUGCUAUCUGCAAAUCCGCUCGAAUUGUCAGUUUUAACACAAGAAUUGCCCAGCAACUUUAGUCCAGUUGUCCAAGGGCCUGUAACUAUAGUGAAGGAUAAAACCCUCAAAGAUUUAGCAUGCAUUGCUUCGAAUAAUAGCAUUUCAAUUUUGGCAGCCAUUUCGAUUUCCAAGUCAAACGAAACAUAUCUAAGCUAUCAUUCCCAGUUAAAGCCUUUAAUAAUGCAGUUUGAAAAUAAUGAUGAGUCUUUGGGUAAUGAAAACGUAACGCCUGUGAAAAAUUCUCAAAUAGAAGCAAAUAAGAGUGAAUCUAUUAAUAAAAAAGGCUACAUCAGACCGAAGAAGGGUUUUGGCUAUAUUGACGAAGUCGAACUAACGAAUGAAGAAGAAGAAGAAUCAAUUCCUCAUACUAAUAGCAAAGAAGCUGAAACAAAAAACCAUGAAGCAGAAAUACUAUUUUGGAAGGAUGAAUUCACUGAGUUAAGUACCUUAGCUAUUGAUCAACUCCCUAUUGGUGCUUCUGAAAAUGUUUCAUUGAAUAGUUUAAAUUCUGAGCAAUCAAAAGUUUCAAUUAAGAUUGGAAAUAACAUAAUAUACUUCGAUUGUGGAAGAUGGUGUGAAGAACUAGUUCUUGAUAUUUCAAAUGGCCACACUCCUCAAAACUUAAGUGCUGUCAGCAAUUAUACUUUAGUAGCUGAAGGUGCACAAGAAAUCAGUAGCUUAGCCUUGAUUAAAGAUACAAUGAAUGAAGCAGGCGAUUUCUUAAUAAUAUUGAAGAAGAAUAAAGACAAUAACUUAGAAGUUAAACAAGUAUCCGAAAGCACUGCAUCAACACAAAAGUCUGAGAUUAUUGAUAUUGAUACUAUAAUAGAUAAGGUAAAUCAUGAAUCAAUAUUGAUAAAGGAACCAUUUGAUGAGCUCUUAAGUGAAUUAGAUAUUUUGAAACGGGUGAACCCAGAAACCCUUAGCAAAUCGUUGUCUAUGAACAAAGACUUACUUGGAGCACCGGUAUAUGGUACUAAUACAGAAAUGUUGAAAAAUCUCAACUACCUUUCUACGGAAACAAUACAACAAAUAUCGAAAUUUACUUCAUUUGCAAUACAUUUGAACUUGAGAGUUACGACUCAAAUUGAUGAACUAAAAAGCCAGAUCGAUAAUUUGCAAAGAAUCCAAAAAAUUGGCUUAGACAAAGGUACAUUAGAUUCUAAAAAUAAAAAGGCUAAUGAUUUAAUUUCUAAGCAAAAAAGAAUUGAUGAAAGAAUUGACAAGUUGCAAAAGAAGAUUUUUAAUGCUAUCCAAAAGAUGAGAUAUUCAAAAUCUUUACCUCUUUCAGACGCUGAAAAGCUAUGGUUUAAAGAAAUAAAUUCUGUCAAUGCACAGAUAUCUCACGAUACCAACGAUACUAAGUGUUUGAAUAGUGUUGUGGAAAAUAUGUCUUCUCAAGUUUCAAAAAUAAUUAAAAGUGUCAAAGAGGGAGAGCAACAACCAGAAGAGACGCAGGAAUUUGAUGAUAAAUUGAAAAACCUUCAAGAACAUCAAAAUAUAUUAAAGUUGAAGCAAUGGUUGCAAGAAGAGAACGAGCUUAUUGUACUCGCCAAAGAUAAAUUGGAUGAAAGUCUUGAACAAUUAAGGUUAUAA